Messenger RNA from Colius striatus (speckled mousebird), 8168 nucleotides. It is a transcript of the gene IL6ST, whose product is annotated as interleukin 6 cytokine family signal transducer. Bases 106 to 2889 code for a protein of 927 amino acids. Gene Ontology annotation, molecular function: cytokine binding; cytokine receptor activity. NCBI's taxonomy places the organism in Eukaryota, Metazoa, Chordata, Aves, Coliiformes, Coliidae. Gene Ontology annotation, cellular component: membrane; signaling receptor complex; external side of plasma membrane. Gene Ontology annotation, biological process: cytokine-mediated signaling pathway. The record is from RefSeq and is a predicted model, not a curated record. The transcript is spliced from 16 exons.
GCGGGCCAGGCCGCCUGGGAGAAGCUUCCAGAGGCCUCGCCGGCUCAGAGGCCUUAGCCCAGGGGUCCCGCGACUGCCGCCCACCGCACAGGAUUUCUGUGCAGCAUGUUUUCUGGGAGGAACUGGGUGGCCCGUGGCUUAUAUCUGCUCUUGAAUAUUUGUUCUCUCAAAGUUUAUGGUGGACUUGUACAGUCAUGUGGUCACAUCCUCCCAGAAUCUCCUGUAUUGGCUCUUGGUUCCAAUUUCACAGCAUUAUGCAUUUUAAAUGAGAGUUGUCUUGACUUUGGUAAUAUCUAUGCUAGUCAAAUUAUCUGGAAAAUUAAAAAUAGAGUGGUACCUAGAGAACAGUAUCGUGAAAUAAACAGAACAGUUUCCAGUGUCACAUUUAAUGACACUUCUUCACUAGCUACUCCCCUGACAUGCAACAUUUUAGCAGAUGGACAGAUUGAGCAGAACAUUUAUGGAAUUACAGUUACACUAGGCUUGCCCCCAGAAAAGCCCAAGAACUUAAGUUGCAUUGUGCAUCAAGUGUUAAAACUGACAUAUCCUAUGACUUGUACCUGGAACCCUGGAAGGCAUACAUUCCUGGACACUCAAUUUAGGUUGAAAUACAGAUGGCCACAUGAGAACUUUCCUGACUGUAUACCAAAAGAUGUAAACAAUUCCUGUACAAUUAAUGAAGUUCUCUUCUUUGUUAACCUGGAGGUCUGGGUAGAAGCAACAAAUGCUCUUGGGAAGGCUGAAUCUGAUCCUCUUGUUCUUGAUCCCAUUGAUAUUGUUAAACCUCUGCCUCCACACAACUUAUCAGUCAACUCGGGGAUACUACCAACUGUUCUCAAGCUUUCCUGGGAGAAUAGGAUUUCAGCAGCUGUGAUGAAGUUGAAAUUCAAUAUUCGGUAUAGGAUCAUCGGUGACACAAACUGGAUGCAGGUUCCUCCUGAAGAUACAGCUUCACCAAGAACUUCAUUCAGUGUUCAAGGGCUCAGACCCUACACAGAGUAUGUCUUUUCAAUUCGUUGUAUGAAGGAAGAUGGAGUGGGCUACUGGAGUAACUGGAGUGAUGAGAAAACUGGAGUUACCACUGAAGAUAAACCAUAUAAAGGACCAGCCAUAUGGAGGAUCAUUGAUGCAUCUCGCUCACCAGCUUCCUGGACUGUGCAUCUGAUGUGGAAGGCAUUGGAGCCAUUUGAAGCCAAUGGAAUAAUCUUGCAGUAUGAAGUGACUGUCAGACCUAAAUCGUCUCUCUCUAGUCCACCAGAGAGAUUCAAUGUUAAUACCACCAAUCUUACAUUGAAGCUGCCAAAUGGAACUUACGAAGUGGCUGUGAUUGCCCGAAACAGAGUUGGGGCAUCCCCUCCAUCAGUCUUACUUAUCCCGGCAAGUAAUUCAAAAGCUCCUGUGAAGAAUGUUAGAACACUGCCUAAAGAUGGCAAGUUGUGGGUAGGGUGGACUGCUCCUAACACUUACAUUCUUAAAUAUGUGAUUGAGUGGUGUCUGGUGUCCAACAGCUCAGACUGCAUCAUAGAAUGGCAGAAUGAACCAGGAAAUGUUCAAGGGACAUACUUAAAAGGUGACAUAAAACCAUUCAAGUGUUACUUGAUAACUGUGUACCCUCUGUAUGCUGAUGGUCAGGGAAGUGGACAGUCUGUGAAGGCUUAUCUUCAGCAGGAUCGUCCUUCGAAAGGACCAACUGUUCAGACAAAAAAGGUAGGAAAAGCUGAAGCUGUUUUGACAUGGAACCAUCUCACAGUAGAUGAACAGAAUGGAUUUAUCAGAAGUUACACGAUCUUUUACAAAACCAUCGAUGGAAAUGAAACAGCUGUCACAGUGGAUCCUUCCAAGACUGAGUAUACUCUUUCUUCUCUGGCCAGUGAUACACUGUAUACUGUGCGGAUGAUGGCAUACACAGAUGAAGGAGGCAGGAGUGGUCCUGAUUUUACAUUUACUACACAAAAAUUUGGGAAAGGAGAAAUUGAAGCCAUAGUUGUACCUGUGUGUCUAGCAUUCCUGUUGAUUGUGCUCCUUGGAGUUUUGUUUUGCUUCAACAAACGUGAUUUAAUUAAAAAGCAUAUCUGGCCUAUUGUCCCUGAUCCAUCCAAGAGUAACAUUGCUCAGUGGUCUCCUCAAGUUCCAGCUAAGGCAACAUCCAUCUCUUUCUUUCAGCAUAACUUUAGUUCCAAAGAUCAGAUGUACCCAGAAGGCAGCUUUACAGAUGUAAGCGUCGUAGAAAUAGAAGCUGAUGACAAGAAGUCUUUUUCAGAACAAGACCUAAAACCAUUUGACUUGCUUAAAAAGGAAAAAAGUACUUCAGAAGGGCACAGCAGUGGUAUUGGAGGAUCUUCAUGCAUGUCUUCUCCUAGGCAAAGCGUCUCUGACAGUGACGAAGGUGAAACUACACAAAACACUUCAAGCACUGUACAGUAUUCAACUGUAGUACUUAAUGGCUACAGAGACCAAACACCAGUGCAAGUCUUUUCGAGGUCUGAGUCAACUCAGCCACUGCUAGAUUCAGAGGAGAGAUCAGAGGAUCACAUUGGAGGAGGUGACAGUACAACACGGAGGCAGCAGUAUUUCAAACAAAGUGGUGGUCCGGAUGAAGCCAGUGCAGACAGGCCAUGCUUUGAAGGAACAAAGCAAAUUACUUCUGAUGAUGAAGGGGAUCUUGUCAGAUUUGCACAACUGCAGGUCUCAAGUCAGAGUUCACAGCUGUUGGGCUUUGGGCUGGAAAAAGAUACCCAGGAAGCUGCUUUAUCAGAUGUUUCAGAGACAAGUACUGAAGGGCAAACGGUGAGACGUGAAACAGGAGAAGGAAAUCCAGCAUCAUUUGAUCAAAUGCCAAAGAGUUACCUCCCGCAGACUGUGAGACAAGGAGGCUAUAUGCCUCAGUGAGAGAAGAAACUGGCUCUGUUAAGGCCUUCGUUAGUGCCUGUUCACAUUUUCUCCUGUGUUCCUGCUAAAUUAAGCUAGGUAUUUUUAUCUGGAUAUAGAUAGAAAUACUGAAAUUAAGUGAAGAGUAAUUUGAUAAAGUACAAUAAGGACUGUGGUUUUGUGGAAUACUUGCAGUCCAGACCUAGCAGAGACUUACUUUUAUGCACUACAUUAAAAUCUUAUGUCUGGAUAGCUGAACAAGCCUUUGUGCAACCUUGGGGAUUUUUUUUUUUCUGUCUUGUCAUACCAUGAUUAAAAAUGGCAAGUUUCGAUUAUUCACAUCAGCCAGUAGACCUCCUAGAAGAAAUACUUUGAUUUGUGACAGUGUACAAGCCUAAAAAGCCAGAUUUAGUUGCUUGGAGCAUCUUUGUGCAAGAAGUAAGACUGAAGUUUAGUAUUCCAGUGUAGAAGAACACCUACUUUUGUCACAUGCUUUUCAGUAGCUUAAGUUGACUUCCUGAAUUUUGACUUGGCCCAGUGUCUGUUUCCAGCUUACUGGAUUAUGCAAAUCAUGUUCAUCCCUGUUUAAAAGUUCAAACAGAACUUGUAACAGUGUGCAAAUAAGACAACACUGCAAUUGUGUGACUCUGGGUGCUACUAGAGUAACGGAUAUUCUGCCGACAUUUAGAUACCAUGUGCACAUGGACUGCAUAAUUUGGCCUAAAAAUGUGCCUUGCACAGCAAUUCAGUCUCAUGCCUGAAAGUUUAAAAAUCCAGAUGGAAACAUAAAUGAUCACUUAAAGAUUUCUGUACUGGAAUCACUGGCUGAUGAUCCCACGCUACUCUCAUCGUAUGAGUUGCCUUUGUUUAAUAAGUGCACCUUGGCUGUACACAGCUUUAGAGCUCUUAAGUUUUUACCAUUUUUCUAACCGCUCACAAGAAAGGGAAUAUUCCUCCUGAUUGACUACAAGGAUUCCUCCUUGAAACUGAAAGCAGCGAAAAGAGAAAGCAUUGAAGUCACUGAAGCUCUCAGAGGGGGAAAACAAAACCUAUACCGUUAAACUAAAUGUUACUGGUAGUAUGUAUCUGUUAGCAAUGUGACCCAUGGGUGACAACUUCCUUGGUAAUUAGAAUUUCUUACUUUUUUCUUAUGUCUUACUUUUUCCCUGUUCAUACAGCGUGUGUUUUAUUCAAGAAGAUAAAUUUCUUGGAGACUAUCUCUACCAGGGUUCAAAGAUAAAUGAGAUUACAUUAAAAUAAACCCCAUCUCCAAUAAUAACUAGAAAUUUUACAGCAUUCUUGGAGAUUUUUUUUUUUUAACCUUAACUUAAUCUAUUCACCUUUCUUUGACACUAACAAAACCUCAGUUCAAAACACUAAAUGUUUAGAGAACAAAAUAAGGGCUUCAUUUCUCCUUCAGCAAAAGAAGUCUGUAUUGAAGACUACCUGAAGUGUUUUGUGCUAUGGCCUGUGGUGCUGCUGUUCUGCAAAGCACUUGGCCAAAGGCCCUGGGAAGGCAGAUGUCAGAAUCAUUUCAAGUUCCCUUGUCCUUAUCUGCCAGCUUGUCUGGAAGGACAGGUUAUACAUGCAAAUGUUCCCAUAUGUCUUCUGCUUCUGAAAGAACGUCAAUGGUAAAUUUAUGAGAUUACCUCUUGAACUCUGGAGUAUUUAAAACAGUUAAAUGUUAAAAGAUUUUUGCAUUCUUUCAUUAUUCCACAAUUCCUUUCUCCCAACAGUAUUUUUUUUUUUUUUGUACCUGGGCACUUUUUUUUUAAACUAAAAGGCUAUAUUGCAGCUUACUACAACUACACCUUUCUUCAAAGCAGUGUCCUUUCCUUUGCUCCCUGCUCCACCUCAGCACCUUCAACUUCUCUCCCAGCGGUCACGGUCAUAAUAAAAACUAUGCUGUUGUGAGACAGCAGACACUGUCUUUCAUUUCUUUCAGAGGCUGAGGGAGCAUUCCCUUGUCAGAACACGUUCCUCCUAGAAAAUGUUAGCUGUUACUUUGCUGGGGGAUGUGUUGUCUUCUCUAUGCAAACUUCGUUGUGACUGCAGAAACUGCAAGUCAAAGGAAAGGUUUCUGAAUCAGUGUAUGUGCUUAUUAAAACUUCCGUGCAGCCCACCUCCUGCUCACCUCUCAAAUACUGUCGGUCACAACCUGACUGCUUAGUCUGAAUAUUGCUUCAAGGGCCUGGAUGUUUUCAGAAACAUGCUGAUGUUUUUUGUUAUUGUUGUUACUAUCAAGAUACUAGAUCGUGAUAGCAGAUCUUGUGUUUGAGGGACAGCUUCAGCUAUUGCCUUUCUCUUGUGUGAAGGGAAAGUAUUUUGUUCUCUCUUUUGCUAUUGGUUCUAGACCCUUUCCAACAUACAACAAACAGUGUGAAUUGAUUCUCGUUUUUUAAAGCUCUGUUAUAACACGAGUUAUGGCCUGCCACUGCUGGCAUCUGUCUUUGCUGUUUAUGGGCCAUUGGUAAUAAACUCAAGAGUUGUACAGGAGUGUACCCCAGAGAGCUCUGGCUGGCUGGCAGAGGUGUAUUCUUUCAGGCUUGUGCAUUUAUCUAGGGCUAAAAUGCUAAAGACUAAGCAGGAGAUACUGGUGGAUGAAUUAAUUUCUUGAAACCAUAAUACAUAUAACAUUUACAGCUUGUUCAUAAACUUAUGUGCCAAAUAUUAUAUCAAGCAGCGUUCAGGGUUUAACUGGAUUUUGUACUUUUGAUCAUAACAAUCUAAUUGAACCAAACAAUACAGGUUUUAAGAGUAUCUAUAAUGUUAAGUAUAACAAUCCACUGAAAUCCUCUGAACUUGGCCCUAACAUAGUAAAGAAAGCUUGCUGCUCCCAGCCCCCUAUAACUGUGGUGCACUUUACAGAAUAAAGGCAUUAUUAAAAUAAAAUCGUACUUCAGUAUUGACAUUUUCAUGUCCAUCUUGACUUCCUGGACUGAAAUUUUUCAGAUAGGGGUGGGAGAAUAUUUGUAAAGACCUUGUUACUGUGGUGGCAGGGAGGAGAGGCUAGCAGAAAUUGUAAGUAUGUUUCCUAUGUUAGCACAUGUGACACACCUCAGUGCAGGCUAUAAUUGUUCCUGUGUUCACAAGAAAAAUGGAUGUAAGACCUGUAAUUUUGUUGCGGCAGACCUGUGGGAAGCGGAGGUGGCAGGGGCUGUUUCUGGGAGGCAUUUGCUGGUGCUCAGGGCAGUUAGGCUGGGAGUGUCCUCCCCCUGUAGUGGAAGCCUUGGGCUUCUGUUUCAUAUGCCUCUAUGUAAUAAACUAAACUGCCUGCUAAGCCACAACCUAGCAAUGCAAAGCAGAGCAAAAAAAAUUCUAAACAUCAUUCUGGAGUGCUUGUAACAAGCACAUGUGUGUCUGUGCUACCACUGCCCAGGAAGGUGAUUAAUUGUCAGGACUGGAAAAAGCAUUGGUCCUGGGAGGAGAAGGAGGAGGGAGUUUGCUUGCAAGGGCCAAGCCCUGUUCUUGAGUGCUGGAGAAGGCUCGUGUCUGGCUGAGGGGAUUGCAGCUUCGUCUUUGGCUGUAAGUCACAAGCACUGACAGGUGGUUAGAACUCACAGCACUGCCAAGAAGUGGGAAUUGCCAGACUGAUUUAGUGGUGGCAAUUGAGCUUGUUUAAUUAGUGUUAGGUCUUGAAUAUCCAAAACCCAAGUUAAAGUAUGCUGCUAUGGUAUCGACUUCACAAUGGGACCUGAAACUCAACAAAGACUCUCAAAUUGUUAACUCUCAUCCCUGCUCCAGGAUGAACACAGUUUAUACUGUAAUUUAUGUGCAUUAACUUGGGCUAAAUAUAUUGUUCAUUUUUGCUAAGACAGGUGUAAUUAACUUUGUCAUACAUUCCCGUAAGUAUAUUAAAAAGUUCUCCUGCAUCAUACAUUGUAAAACUUCAUUGAUUCCCUCUAACCUCUUGUCUGUUUGCUAGGAUGGAUACAUAUAUCAAUUUUAAAUUCCAAGAGUUGCUUUUAAUGUUAUCUGGAAGCAGUCUAUAACAAAAAAAGUUAAGACUUUUGUUGUGAAACAGUCAUUUGGGAAUUACAGCCAACAUUGCAAUCUCCAGCUUAGCUCUUGAUCGAGAACACACAGUAAAGCAGAGAAAGGUGAAAUAAGUACCUCACGUUAGACUCACAGAUUCCUCUUUCUCUGCCUUAAAAGCAAAAGGAUCAGUUAGGGGUUAAAAAAAAAGGGAUGAAACUGAAAGAAGUGUAUGUGCUUGCUUUCACUGUCAUUUCCUUUGUAAUACUUGUACGAUCUGAGCCAUUCUGAAGAAGGGAAGCAGUGCUGGCAAUGCACAAGGAUGCAUUUUUAAGGCCACAACAUUUGAUACAAGCCAAUUUAGAACCAAGGACUGAUGGGCUGAUCUCAACAAUCGUUUACUUCCACCUCCCCUCUUACUUGUAAUGCAGAGAGAAGGUGGGCGGGAAGUGCCUCCCAGAAUACAGCCUUAGCCACUACUCAGCUUUAUUGCAAAGACAACUUUGAAGGGGAUAUACGCAAUAAAGUCACUGCUACUCUGCAGAAGCACACUUCUGUAACAACAAAUGAACAACACGUAUGGCACAAACGUUGACAGCGGGAGAGAUGGAAAGCUCUGUGUCCUCCUGCUCCAACUGGAGUGUUUUGCCCAUGCAUGGGCCGCGCUCCAGGGGUCCUGCAGCCAUUCAGCCAGUCUCUGGAGCCUUGGAACUGGUUGCAUCUGGCACUUCUCCUCUCAAGCACAGCUGUGGAUGGAUCUGGUCAGCUUGCUGUGUUUCUGUAAUGCACCAGGCUUGUUUACAGUGUCACGUACAGCAAUGGAUUGUUGAGUAACCAAGUGCUUUUCUUUGGGGAUAAGGAGUCUGUGGUCAAGGUUACGGGCCACCAAAUGUUGCUGUGCUGAUAUGUGCAUUGAGGUGAGCAGAGGCAUGGGACAGAGGGACGGACCUAAUGAGGAAAGUGCCUUGAUGCUGGAUUGGGUGGCUAGUGAAUGUAAACAUGUCAAAUUUUACUAUAUACUUAAAGUAACUGUGGCUGAUGAAGCUACUGUUAGUUUGAAUGCCAGCUUUAAAGGGCUUGCAUACUCCAGCCAGAGGUAGAGCGUGUACAAUUGCUGCAUAAGCUGUCUGUAUAUGGAAAUAUGUUUAAUACCAGUACACUAUCUUAAUUCUUUUGCAAGCUGCAUGCUUAUUGUCAUAUAAACUCUACAGUUUAUGGUAAAUUUUGAAUGUCUUCCUCUUUGUUACGCAACUGAGCCUGAAUGUUGCAUUUGUCCAGUACAUAAUACACAAAAAGAAACAUAAUGAAAUAACAUACUUACCUCA